AUGACCUCAGGGGAGACUGUACAAGUUCUAAUUAUCGGAGCUGGUGCCACUGGCUUGCUUAUCGCGCAGGGUCUGAAGCGGGCUAAUAUAUCUGUCGCGGUUUUUGAACAACAUAGUCUCGAAAAAUACGUCGAACGGGCUGGUGUCUGGAGUAUGGCACUGCACUGGGCGACACCCAAUGUAGAGGCUUGUCUGCCUCCAGAGCUCUUCGCUAGACUGAAUGAAGCACAAACAGAUCCAUGGGCUGUGCUGUCCGAUGGAGAUGCAAGAACGAUACCGCUCAUGAACGGCAAAACAGGGGAGCUCUUGACUUACGUCAAAGCCGAGGGACCAAGGAGAGUUCAAAGGGGACGAUUACGCGACUUAUUCGGAACAGGGUUGGACAUUCAAUUCGGCAUGAAACUGGACAGCGUCUCCGUCGAAGGUGAUACAGUAACAGCUACGUUCAAUGAUGGCGUUGAAGUCCGAAGAGGACGCUACCUUGUGGGCGCAGACGGGCCGAGAAGCAAAGUCCGCAGUUUGCUCGUACCUGUAGAUGCAAGCGAGUUGCAUCCCGCCCCUGUUACUAUUCUCAGUUUUGCCUGCUCUUUCGACGCUGAGAAAGCUCGCUACCUUCGCAGCAAGAUUCAUCCAAUCGCAACGUUGGCACCUCAUCCCGACCAGAAGACCUACUUCUUCAUAACGCUCGCUGAUGUCCCCGAUGCUGACAAGCCAGAGGGCUGGCUCUUUUCGAUAUCCCUGUCGAUUUGGAACGAAGGUCAACAACCCCAGACAUAUGAAGAACGGUCCCGACUAUUCAAGCAGCUAGCAGCCAACUAUUGCGAGCCCUGGAAAUAUCUAGCAGAGUGGGUCGGGGAUGAUGUUAAGAUUCCUCUAGAUCGUUUUGCUACCUGGAAGAAUAUUCAGCCCUGGAAGAACUACGAUGGAAGGAUGACAAUUGCUGGGGAUGCUGCGCACCCCAUGGUUCCUUACCGUGCCCAGGGUCUUAACAACGCACUCGAAGACGCUGGAAGAUAUGUCCAAGCAAUCACCGAGGUUAUCAAUGCGAACAAGGAUCCCGCUACUGUUGUUGGAUCGUAUAAUGCAGACGUUUACAAACGUGGUAAAGAUGAUAUUAGCGGCUCUGACGAGCAAAUGUACGCCUGCCAUCACUGGGAGGCUCUUUCACAUACCCCGCUACUAACAGAUGGUUUUAAUAAGCGCAAGUAA
Molecule: messenger RNA, 1209 nt
Organism: Alternaria alternata
Lineage: Eukaryota; Fungi; Ascomycota; Dothideomycetes; Pleosporales; Pleosporaceae
Product: FAD/NAD(P)-binding domain-containing protein
Exons: 9
Coding region: 1-1209 (402 amino acids)
Molecular function (GO): FAD binding
Source: RefSeq, a predicted model, not a curated record